Phytophthora sojae is the source of this 288-nucleotide messenger RNA. RefSeq lists its product as hypothetical. The record is from RefSeq and is a predicted model, not a curated record. The transcript has a single exon. Lineage: Eukaryota; Oomycota; Peronosporomycetes; Peronosporales; Peronosporaceae. Gene Ontology annotation, biological process: protein phosphorylation. Gene Ontology annotation, molecular function: ATP binding; protein serine/threonine kinase activity. The coding region runs from base 1 to 288 and encodes 95 amino acids.
AUGUUCACGACUGAGCCGUACGUCGAGGGUGAGUACAACAACAACAACGGCUGGAUCAACGAUGACGGGCUGAAUCUAAGUGAGACUGCGCAAGCAUUCAGCCACUUCACGUGGCAAAAGACGUACGGACAGCUGAUGGUGGUGGAUCUUCAGGGCGUUGAAUGCAUCUUCACGGGCCCGCAGAUCCACUCGAAGCAGAGAGACGAAUUUGGUUGCGGCAACUUGUCGGACGCUGGGAUUGCCACCCUCCUCGUGACGCACGAGUGUAAUGCAAAGCUCUCCGGCUAA